This is a messenger RNA of Nanorana parkeri, 3897 nucleotides long. It is a transcript of the gene FAM184A, whose product is annotated as family with sequence similarity 184 member A. The transcript has 18 exons. NCBI's taxonomy places the organism in Eukaryota, Metazoa, Chordata, Amphibia, Anura, Dicroglossidae. The record is from RefSeq and is a predicted model, not a curated record. The coding region runs from base 199 to 3639 and encodes 1146 amino acids.
CACAGCGUGGGGAGGGGGAGUGAGCAACGCUAGCCUCAGUCACUGCACAGUCACAUCCCUUAGGCUGCACAUCAGCACAUUGGUCUUUCCUAAUUCAUCUCCCAUUGUGGUUCGAUUUGUCUCUGGAGUAUCAUCAAUUUCUUACCCUCCCUCACUGCUUUUUUCAGGGGGAGGUAAGAGGGAUUUAAAGCCCCGAAGAUGGCGACCGGGAUGAGCUGGCAGCAGCAACAGCAUUAUUACGGCGGAGGGGCUUCUGCCAGCGCUGCCAAGUUUGUGCCCUCGUCUCCUGGUGUGAUGGCACAUCAAGCCGGUUUGAAUAUGGAGUACACUGCAGACCUGCACCUUAAGAUGAGCAAGAAGAUAGCACAGCUGACCAAGGUCAUAUAUGCCUUAAACACUAGGAAUGAUGAGCAUGAAUCAGGCGUACAAGCCAUAAAAGAAGCUCAUGAAGAAGAGAUUCAACAAAUUAUUGCUGAAACUCGGGAAAAAAUUAUACAAUAUAAAAAUAAAGUAUCAGAGGAAACUGAACUGAAAAGGAAAAUCCAAGCACUAGAGGAGUCACUAGAAGAGCAUAAAAAGGUGAAGCACCAAGCACUCACUGAAUUUGAAGUUUACAAACACCGAGUAGAAGAUAUGCAACUUUGUGCAGAAGCCCAGCAUGUACAGAGGGUUGUGACUAUGUCACGGGAGGUAGAGGAGAUUAGGAAGCGAUUUGAAGAAAGGAUAAGAAGUUUCAUGCAACUUCAAGUACAGUUUGAGAAAGACAAGCGUUCAGCCCUUGAGGAACUGAGGGCAAGUCAUAGAAUAGAAAUGCAAGAGCUCCUGAAAGCUCAACACAACCAAAAUGCUACCAUAAAUAAGGGGCAAGAAACACUGGAGGAGAUGUAUCAAUUGCAAGUGGAGGAUCUCAACAAAAAGUUGGAAGACCUACGAGUAGAGAGGAAAAAAAUAGUUGAGGAUUAUGAAGGGAAGCUAAGUAAAGCCCAGGCAUUCUAUGAACAUGAAUUGGAAGCACUGAAAAGAUCUCAGCUCUUUACAGCGGAGAGCCUGAAUGUUUGUAAACAGAAAGAAACAGAACUAAAGAGGGAAUUUCAGAAUCAAGAAGCCAAUUUACAAAAGAACCUUGGAAUCCUUAAAACAGAAUUUCAGGUUGUACAGGAAGAAGCUGCAAGUCUGAGAGAAAAGUGCCAAAAACUUCAGUCUUCCCUAUGUGCAGCAGAAAGCAAUGUUCAAGUCCUUCAAAAACAGCUGGAAACUGUGAAGCAGGAGGAGAUGUCCUUACUAAGCAAACACAAAGACAUGGAAAGCGAGCUUGCAGCUGCUCGGGAACGUCUACAGCAGCAGGCUACAGAACUUGUGCUAAAAGCUAGUCACAUUGGAAUGCUACAAGCCACACAGAUGACACAAGAAGCCACUAUACAGGACCUGGAGUCAGAAAAGGCUAGGAUAAAGGAGAAAAUAAUCAGACUUGAAGAAGAGCGGACUCUGCUGCAAACCAAAAAUCAAAACCUAGAUGAACGGCAAAGGCAACAGAUCCUUGCACUGGAGAAAAAAAUCAAUGAAGCAAAACAGACCCAACGCGAAUGCUAUGAGAAAGAACUGAUUAACCUGCGCAUCAAAUUUGAGGAGGAGAUGGUGCAGCUAAAAGAAGCUCAUGCAAAAAUGUUAGAAGAGAUGUCAUGGAAACAUCAAGCAGCGCUUGAGGCAGCACAGAGCUCUACAAAUAAGGAGAAGAAGAAGCUACAGAUGGAUCUCCAGCAGCUAUAUGAAAAGGAAAAACAAGAAGUAGAGGAGGAUAAAAAUCAACUGAAGCAACAACUUGAAACUCUUAAGGAGGAGCUGACAAACAAAUUGACAAAUGCCAAUCAAGAGAUUUGUCGACUUCAAGACUUGGUGAAGAAAAGUGAACAAGGACUUGGAUCUGCUGAGUGUCAUAUAACAAGUCUGAAAGAUGCCCAGGACAGGCUUCAAAAUGAGCUUGAUGUAACACGAGAAAGACUGAGAGAGACCAGUGAUUCCCUGUUUGCUGUUCAGGGGGAGGCGGAAAAGGAAAGGCAUAAGCAUGGGUCAGUGAUAUCUGCCAUGCGUGAAGAAGAGAGGUUGAAGAUGGACAAAGUAGCACGAGAUCUUGAACUAAAAUGGACCGAGACCCUCAGGCAAGAAUGCAGUAAACUACGAGAAGAACUGAGGAUACAACAUGAUGAAGAAAAGAAGGCUGCAAUGGCUCAGCUCCAGCAACUGAAGGAACGAGAAAUAAAUACAGCAAAGGACAGCUGGCAGAAGAAAGUAGAGGACCUUCUAGACCAGAUCUCGCUGCUGAAACAGAACCUAGAAAUGCAGCUGUGUCAGUCCCAGAAUGCUUUGCAGCAGCUGCAGUCACAGUUUAGUCAAGAGCGACAACGUCUGACUCGAGAGCUUCAAGAACUGGAGAAGGAGCACCAGCAGAGGCAGAAGUCACUGCAAGAAGCACACAUGUUAGCAUUCCAAAGUAUGGAGGAAACAAAGGACCAAGAGCAAAAAGAUUUGGAAGAUCGCUUGCAUCAAAAAUACUCAGAGGAGCUCCAAUCUGUAAAAGAUGCCCACAAGCAGGUCAUGGACAUGCUGCGAGUGGAGAUGGAACAGGAGCUGCAGACCUUGCGCUUUGAAUUAGAAGACGAAGGCAAAGCCAUGCUAGCAUCUCUGCGCUCUGAGCUCAAUCACCAGCAUGCGGCAGCCAUUGACCAGUUAAGAAACCAUCAUCAUCAAGAAAUGGAAGCUGCUGCAGAAGAACUUGAAAGACAUCAGGGUCUCAGCAGACAUCAGGAGUCUGAGCUUUUAGGGCGAAUAGCAGAGCGUGAAAAGCAGCUCAGACAUCAAGAACAGCAUGUGGCUAAUCUCAAUAAGGAGCUGAUGAUACUACAUGAGAGCAUAAACACUCUUACUAAGGAACUGGAGUUCAAGGGAAAAGAGAUCCUUAGAAUACGUAGUGAGGCCAACCAACAAAUUAGGGUACAUGAGCAAGAUUUAAACAAGAAACAUGAAGAGGAUAUGAAUGGCUUAACAGCGGCCCAUCUCAGGGAGAAGCAAGCAAUUAUGGCAGAAUUUGCAAAGGCACAAGCAAUGCUCAUGGAAAAAAAUGCCUCAUUAAAAGUUUCGUUAACAGAAAUGGAGGAAAAAUAUCAGAACAGAGAAUCCAGGCCAGAGGAUCUGCAGGUCAUCUCUGAAUUAAAGGACAUGGUUGCUGAACGGGAUCAACUUAUCAAGAAACUAAUUGAAGACAAGAAAUUCUAUCAACUCGAAUUAGUCAACCGAGAGACCAACUUCAACAAAGUGUUUAAUGCAAGUCCCAAUGUUGGCGUUAUCAAUCCCCUAGUAAAGCAAAAGAAGAAGAAUGAUAAGUCUACAAACAGGUUUGUGAGUUCCCCUAACCUAAGUGCAGUGGAGACUGCUGUAAUGGGAAACGGACACCCUACACGACUGGAGCCCAUACCAAACUCACCCAUCCACGAUAUUGAGUUCAACAGCAGCAAGCCUCUGCCACAGCCUGUACCACCCAAAGAGGCCAAGACCUUUUUGAGCCCUCCCCAGAAUGAGACUUCACCGGUGGCAUCACCAGACCCGCAACACCAGGAAUGGUUUGCCCGAUACUUCACUUUUUAAGAGACUGUAUUUGAUUAUUUCUCUCUUUCUAUUGUGGCACAGCUUUGAUGUGGACUGUUUGUACAAGCAUGACCUUGACAAAUCCUUAUGUGACCAAGCUUUGCCGUAACUACUGUCUGUUGAACACUGUGAGCGCGAGUCCUUGUCGCCAGUUGGAAAUGCACUGUUCAAUAACACUCUAUUUUGAUUUCAUUUCAGUCUGUGGUAAUCUUUGUUAGCAUUUUUAUUGAGUUAUGUUUCCAGACUUUAAAAAAAAAA